Messenger RNA from Metarhizium brunneum ARSEF 3297, 2142 nucleotides. RefSeq names its product Two-component system protein A. Gene Ontology annotation, biological process: phosphorelay signal transduction system; phosphorylation. Gene Ontology annotation, molecular function: phosphorelay sensor kinase activity. NCBI's taxonomy places the organism in Eukaryota, Fungi, Ascomycota, Sordariomycetes, Hypocreales, Clavicipitaceae. The record is from RefSeq and is a predicted model, not a curated record.
AUGCAGGAAACGCGGCUCUCUGCCGAAGCCGGCUCGGAGCAAGCUGACUGUGCAGCGUUGGGCAUCGACUCCUUCUGGGAUGCGACUCCCGUCCCGACUCUUGUUGUGUCUCGGUGCUACCGCGUUAAAAGUGCCUCUCGGAGCAUCGAAACCAGUUGGAACCGCAGUACCAAGGACCUCAUCGGCAGGGACAUUUUCGAUGUUCUAUAUGGGGGCUCGGUACUGGAGAGGUUCGACCGCAUACCUCUUGCCAGCGCCAUCGAGAAUGCCAUCGCCAGCCGGGCCCUGAGGUUGUGCCCAAACGCAUACAAAGAGGGCGAAACAUCCUGGUCAGCACGCAUCAUCCCCCUAUUCAAGAAUGAGGAGCUGCAGUUGCUGGUCAUGGAGUUUGACCAAGAGGAGACCCUGUUCAGCAAAGAUGCCAGCCACGACGGAUCCGCGACGGACCGGCUGAAUGACGAAAUGUUCCGGCUCCUCGUGCACGCCGUCAAGGACUACGCCAUUUUCCUCCUCGACACGCGCGGCUACGUGGCGACGUGGAACACGGGGGCCGAGCUGCUCAAGGGCUACAAGAGGGAGGACAUCAUCGGGCGGCACUUUUCCAGCUUCUACGGCGACGAGGACCUGCGCGCCGGCAAGCCCGAGCACGAGCUGAUGACGUGCCUGCGCCAGGGACGGGUGGAAGACGAAGGCUGGCGGUACCGCCAGGACGGCAGCAAGUUCUGGGCCAACGUGGUCAUCACGGCCGUCUACCGCCACGGCGUGCACAUUGGCUUCGGCAAGGUGACGCGGGACCUGACGGAGCGCAGGGAGAACGAGCUGCGGCUGAUUGCCGCCUACGAGGAGAGCUCGCGGCUCAAGAACGACUUCCUCGCCAACGUGAGCCACGAGAUACGCACGCCCAUGCACGGCCUGCUCUCGGCGUGCGCGCUGCUCCUCGACACGACCCUGUCCGAGGACCAGCGCGAGACGGCCAACAUGAUUGCCGAGUCGGGCCAGGUGCUGCUCGGCGUCAUCAACAGCAUCCUCGACUACUCGAAGCUGGCGUCGGGCACCUUUUCCAUCACGCCCGAGGUGUUUGGCGUCGGGGGCCUGGUCGCGUCGGUGGUGAGGACGGCCCAGACGACGCUGAUGCCCGGCGUGGACAUGAAGCUGCGACUGGCGCCCGACUUGCCGAGGCUGGCGCGCGGAGAUCAGCUGCGGUUCCGGCAAAUCGUGCAGAACAUCAUCGACAACGCGGCCAAGUUCACAGACGCGGGGUGUAUAUCCGUCUCGUGCUCCGUGAGGGAGGAGACCGAGACGGCGUACUCGAUCCUCACCGAGGUCACGGACACGGGGAUCGGCGUCAAGAACAGCGCCAUCAAGGACCUGUUCCAGCCGUUUAUGCAGUCCGAGGGCUCCAUCAACAAGCGCUUCCAGGGGACGGGUCUCGGCCUAUCCAUAGCCAAGUCGCUGGCCGUCCUGAUGGGCGGCGACCUGGGAUACCGACCGAACCCGUUACGCCAAGGCAGCGUAUUCUGGUUCGCGGUGCGGCUCGACAAGACGACAACGACGACGGGGGAGCAGCCCGACGACGCGGACAAGACGCCGUCGUCGCACUUGUCCACGGGGGAGGCGGCGCUGGGCAGCGACGAUGCGGCCGCCGCGCUGGCGAGGUGGAAAAAAGCAGGGAGCACGAUGCGCAUCCUGGUGGUGGAGGACAACAUCAUCAACCAAAAGGUGCUGGUGGGCACGCUGCACUCCUUUGGGCUCAGCAACAUUGCCGUCGCCUCCGACGGCGCCCAGGCGGCGGCCAUGGUGAACCAGGCACAGGGCGAGUUUGCCAUGGUGCUCAUGGACGUUAGCAUGCCCGUCAUGGACGGGUUCGAGGCCACCGCGAGCAUCAGGCGGCUCGGCAGCAGCGUGCCCAUUGUGGCCAUGACGGCCAACGCCCUCCACGGGUAUAGGGAGAAGUGUAUCCGGUGCGGGAUGGACGACUACGUCCCCAAGCCGGUGGGCAGGAAUGUGCUGCUGCAGAAGCUGCUGCUGUGGCUGGACCCGAAGAAGCGGCCGCAGCCUGUCCGGCCGGCCGUGGAGAUGGACUUGCUUGAGACGCCGCCCGUGACGCCCUCGGAGACGUCUGAGAUUGGCAGCGGCGGGUGA